AUGUCCAUCUUCACACCGAUCAAUCAAAAACGUCUUACCAACGUCUCCGUUGUGCGACUUAAAAAAAAUGGAAACAGGUACGAAAUAGCCUGCUAUCCAAACAAAGUCCAUGCUUGGCGAGAAAAUCUGUAAGUUAUUUUAACAUAUUUUGUCCUAAAGACAGAGAAAAAAACAUAGACGAAGUUCUUCAGACCCAGGAAAUUUUUUCGAAUGUGUCUAAGGGUCAGCUUGCAACCAAGUCGGAUAUCCUUCGAGAUUUUGAUACCGACGAUAUUAAUGUCGUUCUGCAUCAAGUUUGUUGAGCCGCUGGGCCCUUAUUGUUUUUCUAGAUUUUGAGCGACGGCGACAUUCAGUUCACAGGAAAGGAAAGAAAAAUAGAAAACCAAAAUAUGUAUAGGGAUGUUGCCAAGAUAGUUUCGGAAAAGUGUAUAAAUUCUGAAACUAACCGGGCCUUUACCGUCACCAUGAUCGAAAAAAUGAUGAAGGACUGUCACAUAAAUUUGCAACCAAAGAAAAGUGCCAAGCAACAGGUAAGACGUAAUCUUCGUUCACAGUGGAUAGGCUUUAGAAGUUAUCAAACAGCUAAGGGCGGUGGAAGGAUUUAAAAUAGCACCAGCUAUGAUGGAAAUACUGAUAUCUCUGGACCCGAAGCUAGUGGACACCUUAUCACCCAAUGUCCUCAAAUUAGUCCACCAGAUUGUUCGUCAAGAGCGCAACCAGGAGGGGAUUUUCGAGUUGGUCAGUCGUGUUCUUCAUUUCCAUCUCAACUCUGUCGCCAAAAAUCUUUAUCUCCCAUUUCAUUCCUUCAUUCCACCGUUUAGCGCUUUUUUUAUUAUCAAGGGCGUCGUUUAUUGACGGAGUAGAGACAGGUGCGGGUUGACAGAUUCCUCCUCUCGGCUUUGCUGUCAACUACACGCCGUUAAGGGGUCGACUUUCAGUAAAGGCUGGUUGUGGGCCGUGCAGGUUUGUCUCUAGCGGGAAAUGUUCGCCAAAUAACAAUGGCACUCUUACUAGGCUGGGAGGUAUUUAAGUCUCGCAAGCAGACGACCCUACGAAAUCCCAGAGUCCAGUGACAGUAUUGUGAUCUAGCGAGUAUGAGUUGUGAUUAACGAAUCUUUCUUAUCGUCAUCGGCUUGUGGGCUGGGCGUCCGCCCAAGAACUCACUUGAGGAAUAGAAGAUUACAUUGUGCCAAGCCUCAAAUCGUUCAUGAGAUUUGAACUCAUCUGUCAUGAUUACCGUCUCACGUUACGGCACUCGAAUCUGUGCCAGUAAAUUCUGUGGCAAACCAUCGAGUUGACAUUUUUGGGCGGGACGACGCAGCAUAUACUGGAAUUUGCGGAUUUAUUUUGCGCGGACAACGGAGUACCUAACUGUGCGGUCGUUGGCGUAGUACAAUGCAGACGUUUCCCCUCUCUUGGAUGUACCUGCAAGAUCAUGGUUUAUGCGCCAUUUAGGGUCCAGCUGCUUCGAAAUACCCCAAUCUCUAUGAAAACGGUGCCACUGACAACUGGUAUAAAUGGGACUGCGAUUAUUUUCAGUCGUCAAGGCAAACCUUCCCUUCCACCGAGGCUCCCACCUCUGAGUCUUUGAAGUACUGUUGCUUAUACCAGUUAUUGCAGUACACACCUCAACACUGGAUCUCGAGGAUACAGAGAAAGUCGCAUUCUAUGGUAAUUUACGAACCAUAGUUGGGCGUGUUGUAAUGUGCGACUUUGUCGUUGCCGAAGAUUGGAUUAUCAGAGUUGGUGAACACGGUGCCGCAAUAAGGCAAGUGGUCGGUCUUUACUUACUGGGUAACCGUUGAGGUAACGAUGAAGGGGUUAACCGUUUUAUCAUUACAAAUACCAGUUUCCGGCGUUUCACUAGGGUGCUGAGAUUUGGGUCGCAAACAAAACCGAGUACACUCCAUACUUGGAACAUCCCGCUGGGUCAACUUAG
This is a messenger RNA of Spirometra erinaceieuropaei, 1939 nucleotides long. Lineage: Eukaryota; Metazoa; Platyhelminthes; Cestoda; Diphyllobothriidea; Diphyllobothriidae. The record is from the annotation of a GenBank genome assembly.